Messenger RNA from Phasianus colchicus (ring-necked pheasant), 787 nucleotides. The record is from RefSeq and is a predicted model, not a curated record. Lineage: Eukaryota; Metazoa; Chordata; Aves; Galliformes; Phasianidae.
CCCCAAAAUCUCUGCCUUCAAGGUGGGCACUGCUUGGAUUUGGGUCACAGCGUCAUCUGCAAAUGCCAACCUGGUUUUUCGGGGGCGAGAUGCGAAAACAACGUGGACGAUUGCAGCCCCAACCCCUGUGCCAACGGUGGGACCUGCGUGGAUGGCACCAACAGCUACAGCUGCUCCUGUACCCUGGGUUACGCCGGUGACGACUGUCGUCAGCGUGCUGAUGCUUGUGCCUCUGGACCCUGUUUGCACGGUGCUACUUGCUACACACAUUUCUCAGGUCACGUCUGUGCCUGUCCCCCCGGUUACAUGGGACCCCGUUGUGAGGAGGAGGUUGGGGGGGGUCCGCUUGCCCCCUACCACCAGCCCCCAGCUCCCUUAGCCCUCGCCUGUGCCCUCCCCAUAGCUCUGCUGGGCCCUGGGCUGGGUUUGGUGCUGGCAGCUCGUGGGUGGAGACGGAGGCCAGGGGGUGAGAGCGGCCGCACGUUGGAGCCGAUGAGGACCCCCAGCCUGAGCCUUCCUGGGAUGGAGCAGCAGCUGCCCCGUGCCUCUGCCACCCAGGUGGGGUCUGAGCCAAAGAGGGAUCGUCCUCCGAGCUCAGCACCCCACUCACUUUUCCUCUUCUUCAUUCCCCUUUUCCAGGUCUGAGGUGACGAACAUCCACCCCAGCCCCACGUCUUUUUGGGGUCGUUUCCUCCAUCGAGCUCCUCGUGAGGUCCCUGCCAGCUGCUGUGCUGCUGCGUUUCUGCCACCCCAGGGGGGGGAUGGAGGGAGGAUGAGCAGCGGCUGG